Leptidea sinapis is the source of this 1792-nucleotide messenger RNA. Its product is annotated as tenascin-like. The record is from RefSeq and is a predicted model, not a curated record. NCBI's taxonomy places the organism in Eukaryota, Metazoa, Arthropoda, Insecta, Lepidoptera, Pieridae. The transcript is spliced from 5 exons. The coding region runs from base 5 to 1648 and encodes 547 amino acids.
UACAAUGUUCUUUGUGUGGUGUCUAAUAAUAUUACCCACCGUCAUACUACAAGCCGAAUCUCAAAUAUGCACCAGUAGUAUAGUGGUCACAAAAUGGAUUUCGGAAAGCUAUCUACGUUCCUACAAAGAAACCUAUCGAGGCAAAUGUUGGUGGGGAAAAUGUACAAAGAGCAAAACUAUAACGAGACGAGAAAUGAGAAUGGUGCCUAGAAAUGUUGUAGAAACGCAAGAAAGGUGCUGUUCCGGAUAUAUACAGAAUGAACUGUUAUGGGACUCUUUACGUUGUGAUCCAAUCUGCAUCCCAGCUUGUGUAAAUGGUUUCUGCAAACAACCAAGGGUUUGUGAGUGCUUUAACGGAUAUAAAUUCACGGAUGAUUACAGUCCGUCGGAGGACAACUAUAUUUGUGAACCAGAGUGUAGUAAUGGUUGUACUAACGGAAGAUGUACCGCUCCAAAUUUUUGCGAUUGUGAUCAAGGAUAUAUCUUCUUAAAUAAUACCUGCCUACCCAUAUGUAACUAUCCCUGCAUAAAUGCAUCAUGUGUUGCCCCAGAUACGUGUGAGUGCGAUGUGGGAUAUAGAAAAUCGGAAACGAACGAUUGUGUACCAUACUGUUCUACGGGCUGUACUCAUGGCUCAUGUGUAAGCCCAGAAGAAUGUAUAUGUGAAGAUGGAUAUAAUAAAUCUACCCACAACCAAGAAUGUACUCCGCAAUGUAAUGAUUGUGAAAAUGGAACUUGUAUAGCCCCAGAUACUUGUGAGUGUAAUUCUGGAUACAGAAAAUCUGAAACGAACUAUUGUGUACCAUACUGUUCUACGGGCUGUACUCAUGGCUCAUGUGUAAGCCCAGAAGUAUGUAUAUGUGAAGAUGGAUAUAAUAAAUCUACCCACAACCAAGAAUGUACUCCGCAAUGUAAUGAUUGUGAAAAUGGAACUUGUAUAGCCCCAGAUACUUGUGAGUGUAAUUCUGGAUACAGAAAAUCUGAAACGAACUAUUGUGUACCAUACUGUUCUACGGGCUGUACUCAUGGCUCAUGUGUAAGCCCAGAAGUAUGUAUAUGUGAAGAUGGAUAUAAUAAAUCUACCCACAACCAAGAAUGUACUCCGCAAUGUAAUGAUUGUGAAAAUGGAACUUGUAUAGCCCCAGAUACUUGUGAGUGUAAUUCUGGAUACACAAAAUCUGAAAUGAACUAUUGUGUACCAUACUGUUCUACGGGCUGUACUCAUGGCUCAUGUAUAAGCCCAGAAGAUAUGAGUUUGGAAGCGGAACUUGUAUCCCUCAUUGCAUACAACCAUGUGAACAUGGUAAAUGUAUCCAACCUGAUAUAUGUAAGUGUGACGAAGGAUACAUAUUUGAUGACUAUAAUGUAUGCGUGCCGUAUUGCCCCAAUUCUUGUAGAAAUGGAAAUUGUAUUGCACCAGAUCUCUGCCAAUGUUUUCCGGGCUACAAAUUGUAUAGUGGGAUUUGUAUUCCCCAUUGCACGCAAUCAUGUCAUCACGGUAUAUGUGUUAGUCCAGAUACAUGUAGUUGUGACGAAGGUUGGAAAUUGGAUGAAUUUGGUGAAUGCCAACCAUACUGUCCUAGUUUUUGUGAAAAUGGAACAUGUACAGAACCUUAUAAAUGUGAGUGUUUUUUGGGUUAUAAGUUAGACAACGGGACUUGUAUUGCCCAUUGCAAUCGACCAUGUGAAAAUGGUGUAUGUAUUGCUCCAGAUAUAUGUAAAUGUAAUACUGGUUUUAAAGCCAGCGCUGAAGCAGAAAAUCAGAUUUGCGUUCGCGACUGUGCACAUUGUA